Molecule: messenger RNA, 846 nt
Organism: Cylindrotheca closterium
Lineage: Eukaryota; Bacillariophyta; Bacillariophyceae; Bacillariales; Bacillariaceae
Source: the annotation of a GenBank genome assembly
AUGGCUGCUCAAGAAGAAGAAGCAAAAGAAGAAAGAAGCAACAGCAGCACAACACAAAGCCCAGGCAUUGGAGGAGAUCCGCACAUUAUCACAUGGAAGGAUGAACAUUACGACUUUCAUGGCCAAUGCGAUUUGGUGCUUUUGAGUGAUCCAAACUUUACCCGCAGCGUUGGUGUGGACAUUCAUAUUCGCACCAAGGUGGUUCGGUAUUGGUCCUUUACCGAAAGUGUUGCCAUUCGAUUGGGCAAGGAUACUCUGGAGAUCCAAGGCACCACUAGUAACGACGGUACUAAUAAUGGCGAACCAAACUAUUGGAUCAAUGGCAAGCACAAAGGUGAUUUGUUUUUGUUGGGUGGGUAUCCCAUCUUUCAAAAGCGUCCUCAAGGUCACACGCUUACCUAUCAGAUCAAUUUGAGUCCCACCUAUCCCAAUGCAGAGAUUGUUGUUCAAGUGUACAAGCAAUUUGUUCGCGUCAAAAUCAAUGGUGAUGACGAAGCCUUUGGACGAUCCGUUGGUCUGUUGGGAGAUUACUUGACGGGAGAGAUUCUCGCCAGAGAUGGAAUGACAGUCCUCCGUCAACAAGACAACAAGGCAAUUGGGGAUGAAUGGCAAGUCUUGCCCAGCGAGGGGCCGCUCUUUCACGAAGACCAAGCACCUCAAUUCCCGGUUAGAUGUCUCCAGCCAAAGUCUCCCAGCAAACAGCACGAACGAUGGCUAGCCGAGUCUAGCAUUAGUGUUUCCGAAGCGGAAGCUGCCUGUGCCAAAGUGGGCGAUCUUCCUUCCAUCAAGGACUGUGUGCAUGAUGUCCUGGCGACGCAAGACUUGGGUAUGCGAGGUGCCUUUUAA